This is a messenger RNA of Pipistrellus nathusii (Nathusius's pipistrelle), 885 nucleotides long. NCBI's taxonomy places the organism in Eukaryota, Metazoa, Chordata, Mammalia, Chiroptera, Vespertilionidae. The record is from the annotation of a GenBank genome assembly.
AUGGCGACCUACGGACAGAGCUGCUCGCGGCCAAUGUGUAUUCCUCCAUCAUAUGCUGACCUUGGCAAAGCUGCCAGAGAUAUUUUCAACAAAGGAUUUGGUUUUGGGUUGGUGAAACUGGACGUGAAAACAAAGUCAUGCAGUGGCGUGGAAUUCACAACAUCUGGUUCAUCUAAUACAGACACUGGUAAAGUUACUGGGACCUUGGAGACCAAAUAUAAAUGGUGUGAGUAUGGUCUGACUUUCACAGAGAAAUGGAACACUGAUAACACCCUGGGAACAGAAAUCGCAAUUGAAGACCAGAUUUGUCAAGGUUUGAAACUGACAUUUGAUACCACCUUUUCACCAAACACAGGAAAGAAAAGUGGUAAAAUCAAGUCUUCUUACAAGAGGGAAUGUAUAAACCUUGGAUGCGAUGUUGACUUUGAUUUUGCUGGACCUGCAAUCCAUGGUUCAGCUGUCUUUGGUUAUGAAGGCUGGCUUGCUGGAUACCAGAUGACCUUUGACAGUGCCAAAUCAAAGCUUACAAGGAAUAACUUUGCAGUGGGCUAUAGGACUGGGGACUUCCAGCUGCACACUAAUGUCAAUGAUGGGACAGAAUUUGGAGGCUCAAUUUAUCAGAAAGUAUGUGAAGAUCUUGACACUUCAGUAAACCUUGCUUGGACUUCGGGUACCAACAGCACUCGCUUUGGUAUUGCAGCUAAAUAUCAGUUGGAUUGCACUGCUUCCAUUUCUGCAAAAGUCAACAACUCUAGUUUAAUUGGAGUGGGCUACACUCAGACUCUGAGGCCUGGCGUGAAGCUCACACUGUCUGCUCUGGUAGAUGGGAAGAGCAUUAAUGCUGGUGGCCACAAGCUGGGGCUUGCCCUGGAGUUGGAGGCUUAA